Mycosarcoma maydis (corn smut) is the source of this 477-nucleotide messenger RNA. Its product is annotated as putative negative regulator sulfur controller-3. Gene Ontology annotation, molecular function: cullin family protein binding. The record is from RefSeq and is a predicted model, not a curated record. NCBI's taxonomy places the organism in Eukaryota, Fungi, Basidiomycota, Ustilaginomycetes, Ustilaginales. The coding region runs from base 1 to 477 and encodes 158 amino acids. The transcript is spliced from 5 exons. Gene Ontology annotation, biological process: mitotic cell cycle; SCF-dependent proteasomal ubiquitin-dependent protein catabolic process. Gene Ontology annotation, cellular component: cytoplasm; nucleus.
AUGGUCAGCCUCACCACUUCGGACAACGAGCAGUUCACGGUUGAUCGCGAUGUCGCCGAGCGUUCGGUGCUCAUCAAGCAAAUGCUCGAAGACAUCGGAGACACGGAACAACCGAUUCCCCUCGUGAAUGUGUCUUCCAACGUGCUCAAAAAGGUCCUCGAGUACUGCUCUCAUCACCGCAACGACCCACCCGCACCUGCGGACGACGCAGAAGAAUCGCGCAGACGUACAACCGAUAUCUCGGACUGGGACGCCAAGUUCAUUCAAGUUGACCAGGAGAUGCUCUUCGAAAUCAUCCUGGCAGCAAACUACCUCGACAUCAAGCCUCUCCUCGAUGUCGGUUGCAAGACUGUCGCCAACAUGAUCAAGGGUAAGACCACCGAGGAGAUCCGAAAGCUGUUCAACAUCCAGAACGACUUCUCGCCAGAGGAGGAGGCACAAAUCCGAAAGGAGAACGAAUGGGCCGAGGAUCGUUGA